Molecule: messenger RNA, 882 nt
Organism: Aspergillus udagawae
Lineage: Eukaryota; Fungi; Ascomycota; Eurotiomycetes; Eurotiales; Aspergillaceae
Product: pyrroline-5-carboxylate reductase family protein
Exons: 3
Coding region: 1-882 (293 amino acids)
Biological process (GO): L-proline biosynthetic process
Molecular function (GO): pyrroline-5-carboxylate reductase activity
Source: RefSeq, a predicted model, not a curated record
AUGGCUGAGACCGAAAAUAUGCGCACACUUUGUCUCCUAGGAUGUGGAAACCUGGGAACUGCGAUCCUCAGAAGCUUGCUGCAAAAUUCUGAAGAUAAACGCACUUCCUUGCCAUUCGCCCGAUAUAUCGCCUGCGUACAGAGUCAAACCUCGGAGCUGCGACUGGCCUCGCAAUUCCCCCAGUUUGCGGAAAAAUUCCUCAUCUACAGAGACAACAACAUGGACGCCGUGCGAGACUCGGACGUGAUAAUCCUUGCACUUGAUCCCAGCCGUAUUGAGGCUGAAUUGACACAGCCUGGUCUUCGGGAUGCCCUAGCCAACAAAUUGCUGAUCAGCGUUGCUGCUGGUUGGACACGACAGAAGCUCGAGACCACCCUGUACGGCAGCGCAAUCACAUCAAGCAAUACAGAUGGGCGGGUAUGGGUCGUUCGCACCCUGCCUAAUAUUGCCGCACUGGUUUCACAGUCUCUCACAGCCAUUGAGAUUUCAGAGCCUACGGUACCCGAGGCAUCCCUCCGAGUUAUCGAUUCAAUCUUUGGGAAACUGGGCAAAACAGUUCACAUUCCCCCCAGUCUGAUGGACGCCGCUACAGCUGUGGCGGGCUCAACACCAGCGAUGUUUGCUGUGAUUGUGGACGCCAUGAUUGACGCCGCUGUAGCAGUGGGCAUGCCCCGGGACAUGGCGCAUGUGAUGAUCUUCCAGGCUAUGCAAGGUGCGGCCAGUCUUCUCCAGAGCGGAGUACAUCCGGCCCUUCUGAAGGACCAAGGGACGUCUCCUGAAGGCUGUACUAUUGGUGGUCUGAUGAUGAUGGAGGAGGCAGGAGUACGGGGUCACGUUGGGAGAGCACUGCGGGAGGCUGUUACGGUUGCCCGCCAAAUAUAG